UGGCUCGUAGGAGAAGAAAAGCUUUUGAGGUUUUAGGAGGAUUUACAGCUAUCGGUUAUGACGAGCUGGGAAACAAUAAUGAAUACGAUGAUGAUGAAAGUUUCAUUUUUCAGAAGUCGGCAGAUCACAGCAUCCCGGAUAGUCACAGUUCUGACAGUGAUACUCCUCAUGAGAACAAUGAUGAGAGUUUAGCAACCAAUUCCAGUGAACUUCGCAUAUCGAAAGAUGGUACGUCGUGGACCGCAAUAAAGAAUAAAAGAAUAAAAGUAGUUUAUUUUUCAGCACCUUGCACUGUAAAUCUUCCAUUCAAUACUCUGAAACGAAGAAACCU
Messenger RNA from Dicrocoelium dendriticum, 331 nucleotides. Lineage: Eukaryota; Metazoa; Platyhelminthes; Trematoda; Plagiorchiida; Dicrocoeliidae. The record is from the annotation of a GenBank genome assembly.